GCGAGGGCCUUUAUUAACAAUGUGAGAGUUUGUGGGUUGUUUUACCUCUCCACCUUCUACUAGAUAUCCCUGCCCACCUCUUACUCUUCACUUUGAGUUGAGGGCAUGUGCAAUAUAGUUUAGUAUUUCUUUUGUCUGGUUGGCAUUAGAGACUCUUCAACCCAGCAUUUAGCAUAAGUGCUCAUAAUUUUAAAUCUUCUGGUUUUCUGGAGAUCCUCACGUGUAAACUCUCACGUUGAUUGCUACUCACAUUUUCUUUCCUGUGACGCACUCUCGGUGGAUUUGCUUUAUUCUUUGUGUCUACCCUGAAGACCUCAUAACUUUCAAUUUCUCUGUCCAACCAAACAGCUUAAAUACGGUUAAAAUCCAACAAUGCAGAUGCCAAGGACAUGGACCUUUUUGAUUUUACUUUGUGGCAACUUUUUUUCAGGACAAAGUUUGGAUUUUUUGCAUCACAGGGAUGUAAACUUUGUCAACUCUGAGACACGUGAGAUUGAAAAAGCAAGCGUUCAUCAAACUGAAGCAGCCUUAUCGGAUCCUUUUGUUUCAAGUGCAACCCUCCCUGCUGAGGCUGGGUAUGAGCAGCUCCUCGUGGAGGCAGAGGAGGCGAGAGACAGCCAAGGAGUUGAUCUGAGGAAGGUGGAGGCUGGUAGAAGACGAAGAGGUGCUUGGGGGAAGAGGAAACAUGCGGAAAAAGUGGAGGCCGUGGCAUAUAGAAUAGCAGGGUUGGGGAAGCCCUUGAAUGGCUGGAGGAAACCAGGAAAAGCGGAGCAGGAGAGCAGCACUCUCAUAACUGUAUUGAAGGAUCUUCAUGAUGAAAAACGGCGACUGAUGGAUGAAGGGAAAGCAAAAGAGGAGGAAGAAGAAGAUGAUGAUGAUGAUGAUGAUGAUGAUGAUGACGAAGAUGAGGAUGAUGAUGAUGAUGAUGAUGAUGAUGAUGAAGAAGAGGAAGAGGAAGAAGAAGAGGAAGAAGAGGAGGAAGAGGAAGAAGAAGAGGAAGAAGAAGAAGUAGAAGCAACUGAGGCUCCGGGAAAUCAAACAGAAACACACUACAGCUACACAGAGUCUCCUCUCGGAGAAUGCCAGACUGCAAACAGAGAGAUCAGCUGCAGGAACAUCGGCGUCACUCACCUGCCAAUCCUGCACAACCUGGAGGCCACUAAGCUGGACGCUGCAGAGAACAACAUCAGAGUUAUCGCUCCACAAGCUUUCUCUGGUCUGCCGAGCCUGGACUCACUGGACAUGAGCAAAAACCAACUGGACGAUGAGUCAUUCACACAAAACCCCCUAUAUAAUUUGACUUUUCUGAAGAAGCUGAACCUGGAUGAUAACCAGCUUACCAGGAUCCCAGCUCUGCCUUCAUCCUUGGAGGAGCUCAAGAUGAACAAAAACAAGCUUGCUACACUCACCCCUCUAUGUUUCCAAGGAUUAAUAAACCUAUUGAAUCUGGAGCUUGAAGAGAAUAUGCUCCAUGAGGGCAGCGUGUCGCCACUAUCCUUCAGACCUUUGGAGAGACUCCUGGAUCUCCAGUUGGACAACAACCACUUCCGUUCUCUCCCACUGGGCCUUCCUCCCUCUCUUCAGGAGCUUGAGAUGAAUCAAAAUCUGAUUGAGGAAGUGACAUCAGAGGCGCUGAGGGGCUGCUUCCAUUUGAGAGCACUGGACUUGAGUCACAACCUGCUACAUGAGCAACGCAUCGAAACCAAUGCAUGGAGCCAACUCAAGUCCCUGGAAGCCUUGGAUCUGUCUUACAAUCAGUUCACCUCUGUACCCAUGAAUCUGCCUCGCCCUCUCCAUAAACUGGACCUCCAACAUAACAACAUCAGUCACAUCCCAGCCUCCGCCUUCAGGCACCUGAAGCCCGGCCUUCAGUCGCUCAUUCUAUCCCACAAUGCCUUGAGCAAUGAGGGGACGGAGAGAGUCUCUUUUGUUGGAACAUACCGGUCACUUGGUGAGCUGCUGUUGGACAACAAUCGUCUCAGGGAGGUUCCUAGAAGUGUUCGACAGUUUAAGAACCUGCAGGUGCUAAGACUUGACAACAACCAGAUCAGGUUCGUGAGGCAGUGGGGGGUGUGCCAUCCUCGUAACUCUGGCUUCACCCUGUCUUCAGUCCACUUGGAAAACAAUCUGCUGGACGUGGAGAGGAUUCCCCCAAAAGCUUUCUCCUGUUUGAUUGAUGCUCAGGGACUGGUCCUCUAUCCACAGCAGCCGCACUUAUAAAACCAGUAAACUACAUAGUGGGACAGACAUUCAUGGAAAGAUACAAACCCACAAUACACUCAUGUGCAGUCAUGACAUACAGCACCUUUUUUCUGUCUUGGGUUUUUCAGUAACAUGUAAUUUGCUAAGUUAGUCAGUGAUAUGAAUUAAUCAUCUUCCAAUCCUCGUUUUUGGUUUAUAAGGAACAUAAUUGUAUUUUUGGUUUGUUAUGUAAGAAUGUAAAUGCUGUCAUAGUAGUACUGAUAUAAAAUGUUAUUGUGUUAAAAAGAAAAUAGAUUGCGUUGCAGCUUCAAAAUGCUUCUUUUUACUGUAAAUAUAUGCAAAAAAGAUAUGAUAUAUGCAAGGCAGAUAUAAAGAAGGUAAUUCAGAAAUGACAGGGGUACCAAGGAGGUCAUGAAACAGUCAAAUCUUUGCCCUGCUGCCUGGCGGUCCCUGAAAAAGAGAGUGAAAAUGUCUGGUGACAGUGUGAACCUAAGGGACCCAUUAGGAAGGAAAACAUAAACAUCACCCAGGUUCUCUAUCACCAGAUGAGUUCCAACAUAAACAUCCACCACCAGCCGUGCAGCCAAAUACAUAACAAGCCCUUCUGACUGUGGGCCUGUGGACUGGGGCCCACCGUCAGGGCCUCCUAACAUGUAAACGGUGACACCAGUCUCUGUAGGAUUAUGUACAGUGAUUGGGGUAUUUGUGUGCGUGACAGGACUGGGGCACCCCAUUAUUUUGAUUAGCAGCAGGGAAAAUGGGAAAAAUGCAAGGAACAUGUUGGCUAAGGACAAAAUAAAAGCUGACUUUUCAGAUACAAUAGAGUGAUUGUUCUAAGAAAGAGUCUUAGCUGGUCAGUGAAAGAUGAUCGGAGCAGCAGCUCAUGUCUGGUUAAAUCCAAUAAGAUGUGGCUAAAAGCGGAUUUAAAAUAAAGAAGGAAGAAUGGCAGAGCUGGGGUGUGUUUAGUGAUUUUUCCCAUUCGGGAUCUAAAGCAAUGGGAGCUCUGGUGUCCUGCCAACCACGCUGACAGUGACUUCAAGGAUCUCAAUGUUGUCUUUUUUUUCUGCAUCUAUCUCCACUAUCUUAAAGUCGGUCCCCUGCCGUUUAUCCAUUUUCUUCAGCUUUUUUCUCUCUCAUCUCUUCCUGCACAGUUAAGUUACAAAUAAGCUAACAAUGCACUAUUUUUCUGUCUCAACAUAUCUACGAUCUCAGCCCCUUAAGAGAUGCUUUGAGCUCUGUGACAAGAAACAAAGCCUUGCUCCUGAACAUUUCUGGGCUGGGCACCCAUAAAGUGGUCUUAGAGAGAACAUUAC
Molecule: messenger RNA, 3515 nt
Organism: Labrus mixtus (cuckoo wrasse)
Lineage: Eukaryota; Metazoa; Chordata; Actinopteri; Labriformes; Labridae
Product: extracellular matrix protein 2
Exons: 10
Coding region: 373-2220 (615 amino acids)
Biological process (GO): extracellular matrix organization; positive regulation of cell-substrate adhesion
Cellular component (GO): extracellular matrix
Molecular function (GO): heparin binding; collagen V binding; protein binding
Source: RefSeq, a predicted model, not a curated record